Messenger RNA from Neocloeon triangulifer, 948 nucleotides. RefSeq lists its product as uncharacterized. The transcript has 3 exons. Lineage: Eukaryota; Metazoa; Arthropoda; Insecta; Ephemeroptera; Baetidae. The record is from RefSeq and is a predicted model, not a curated record. The coding region runs from base 22 to 834 and encodes 270 amino acids.
CAAAACCAUCAAGGUUGAACUAUGCAGCUGGUUUCAAAGCUUUUUAUUUCAAUAUUUCUAGCUCUGCAUAGUCUGCAUGCAAAUAAUGUGAAAACUACAAAAUAUUGCAUGAAGCUGUCUUUAACAACAGACGAUUGUCAUGAUGACUUACAAGUUAUUCAAGAAUCAUUUAAUAUAAGCUCAUGCGCCAAUUGUGAAAUGAAUAAAACUAAUGCCAAAGUUGAAAUAAAUUGCAACAACAGAAGUAACAGAACUGAAGAUGCUAAGUGUCCCAGUUUAUUCUACUAUGGAGCACGUCAUCGUAGGGAUGAAACUCAAAAUUUUCAUAUGAUUGAGAGAAAUACCAAUCAAUUGUGUAAUGAAGUGAGCAGCACACACAAUCCAAUCGCCGCCACUGGCUCAAAUGACGUUGUGUCAAAAACAAUCUCCUGCGAAAAAAACUUUAACACUUUGGAAUGGGUGGUUGCUCUGCUAUCAACUUUUCUCAUAGUAGAAAACAUCAUAAUACUUGUCAAAAAGUUCAAGAAACCGAAAUCUCCAGCGCCAACUGAGCCUUGCGACGAGCAAUUGAUUGAGAUGCAAGAAUUGGGCGAAGCCAGAAACUCAGUUCCAAAUAUGACUGAGGUUAACGAUUUGUACUCGGCAGUGGCAAACUCCGAAGACAAUACAACCGAGGUAGCGGAACCAUUGAGACGAGGAAGUGACAAUGAACCAAGAGAAGCGAUUUACGCGGACAACAUUGCCAGCAUUCCGGACGAAUCGUGCUUCAUGCUUGCCGAAAACUUCAACAUUUAUGAGAGAUUGGAUUCGGUGACUGAAAAUCAAGAAGAAUGAAAAUAACCUUUUUAAUUGCUUCCAUUCAUUAUUCAUUAAAUGAUCUAAAAAUGCUUUAGCAAAGACGCAAUUGAUACUUUUUUUGCUGUAAUAUUUUAUACUUGAAUAGUAGUA